Messenger RNA from Rhagoletis zephyria (snowberry fruit fly), 1166 nucleotides. RefSeq lists its product as uncharacterized. The record is from RefSeq and is a predicted model, not a curated record. NCBI's taxonomy places the organism in Eukaryota, Metazoa, Arthropoda, Insecta, Diptera, Tephritidae.
UUCUAGCAGCUCAAUGUUGGUUAAUGCUGCUGGCGGCGAGGUGGUUGGCCCUGUUAACACCAACACUAACAACGCCGACCAGUCCCUUGGCACACAAAUUCGCAUAGUGUAGAUACCGAAGCGAUGCGAACUGUUUUUUGUAUGGAAAAUCCUGCAAUGCCAAAAGGCAAUAGCUGCUAAAGCCAGAACAUUUUACGAAAGUUCUAUCAGUUGUUUGACAUUGUUCCUGGCAAAAGGUUGUUCUGACGGACGAAAAGUGCGAAUACUCCAGUACACCAAAGAUAUACACAUACAAAUUUCUCACUGCAAGUUUUAGUAUACCCAAAAAAUGUGAAAAUUUUUUAAAGCUAAAGUUAUCUAAUCGUUUCAAGUGUAAUGAAAAUUUUUGCGAAUUGCGAAAAGUGAGAAAAUAUGUCUGGCUAGGAAAAGCUGGUCUCACGGAGUGUCUUUUGGCAAUUUAUAAAUUUGAAAAGAUUUACAAUUAUCUAUAUACAUAAAAAAAAGUUAAUUUAAAAGUGUUUAAAACCAAAAGUAAGCAGGGGGCUUUAGCCAACAGUAUGAAGGAUUUUUGUUUAAACCCUUUGUGUGGCAAUUUUUUUAAAAUACAAUUCAAAAGCAACAAAUUUAUUUAGUGUGCUCUUGUUGUUGCAUAAUUUCACACAAAAUACAUAUGCGUUUAUAGCAAAAAGUGUGAAAAGCGCUCUUGAAUAAACCUACUUAUCUAAUAGUCCGGGUAAUUUACAUACAUACAUACAACAUAGAUAACCAAAUAAAUUUUCCAAAAAAUGGCACAAUUCGUUACGCACAUACAACCAACGUUGCUGGAGGCUUCACAGGGCCAUGUACCGCAUCAUCAUGGCCAUCAAGUUGGUAUGCAACAUUCAUCACAUUUGCCACAUAGCGGUCAUAAUAUGCCAUCGCCGCCAACAGCGCAUAACCAUCAUACGCAUUUGCACCACCAACAUCAGCAGCAGCAUCAGGAACAACCGCAUCAUCAACAUCACAACCAUCACCAUAGUCCACCAUCGCAAAUGUCGUCGCCACCAAGUGGCGCACCAUUACACCAUCAUCAUAUUGGCAAACAUGGUGCCAAGCAUGAGCACUUUGGACAUCAUGGCACCGGCGAUCGGAAAUGUUUCACAAAGGAAGAUUUCUGCAUUUCAUAA